Lucilia cuprina (Australian sheep blowfly) is the source of this 810-nucleotide messenger RNA. RefSeq names its product arrestin, lateral eye-like. Gene Ontology annotation, molecular function: G protein-coupled receptor binding. Gene Ontology annotation, cellular component: cytoplasm. NCBI's taxonomy places the organism in Eukaryota, Metazoa, Arthropoda, Insecta, Diptera, Calliphoridae. The record is from RefSeq and is a predicted model, not a curated record. Gene Ontology annotation, biological process: G protein-coupled receptor internalization; signal transduction. The coding region runs from base 145 to 810 and encodes 221 amino acids. The transcript has 6 exons.
CGGAUAAAAUGGCGGUGAAUUAUGAACAAAAAUAUAAAGAAAUAUAAAUAGAAAAAGAAAUACAUACAUAUAUUAUGACAAAAACAACAUAAUCCUUUAAAAAAGAAAAAAACGAAACAAAUUGAGAAAUUUUAAACUUUAAUUAUGACCGAAAAUAAGGAUAAAAUUGUCGACAAAGACAAGGAUAACAAAAAUGGCAAAGAGUGUGAAAUGGUAAGAGAAAAGGAUAAAGAAAAAGAUAUACAAGAUGAAGAUGUUCAUCAUUUGGAGAAAACAGCAAAAGAACAAGCAGCAAAAAAUGAACAACAACAUACACAUCCACAGCAUGACAGAGCUCUACACAAAGAUGACUACGGCACACAGCGUGUCUAUAAGAAAACCUCACCCAAUUGCGUUUUAACACUGUACUUACCCUCACGUGAAAUUACCUUGUCUGGCAGUAGUCCCUCCAUAUUGCGUGGCAUUGUAUUUGUUGAUCCAAAGGCCAUACAGGGAUAUCGUGUCUAUGCGCAAUUGACACUUACAUUUCGUUAUGGUCGUGAGGAUGAGGAAGUAAUGGGUUUAAGGUUUUGUAAUGAGGCCAUCAUGUCAUUGCAUCAAAUAUGGCCCAGAAAUGAAGAGCCCAACAAGGAGUCAUUAAGUCCUUUGCAGGAAGCUCUUUUGAAACGUUUAGGCGAUGGCGCCCAUCCCUUUACUCUGACAUUGACAGCUCAAGCACCACCCAGCGUACAACUAGUACCAGCCAAACGUUACUAUGGUGCCCCCAUUGGCACCAGCUACGAUGUUAGAUGUUUUAUUGCUCAAAUUUAA